Messenger RNA from Stegodyphus dumicola, 561 nucleotides. RefSeq lists its product as uncharacterized. The record is from RefSeq and is a predicted model, not a curated record. Lineage: Eukaryota; Metazoa; Arthropoda; Arachnida; Araneae; Eresidae.
AUGACUGUAAGAAAAGCCAAAAUACUGAACUCGAUACAAAGACCAUUCUUAAUAAAUAUCACAAGAGCAUUUCGCACAACCUCAACGAACGCACUUCAAGUACUUGCGGGAGUACGUCCAUUAUCCAUAGAAGCUGAAAUAGAUGCCAUUACAGCAACAGUCCUACAGCUUAAAAAACCCGCCGAAUUCAACGGGAAAAUAUUCCAACCAGAUAAAUAUGAAACCAAACCACGUAAAUUCCAUACCCAUCCGGCAAUAAUACUGGAUAAUUUGAAAUGUAACCUAACCCAAACACCUCCCAACACCACGCUCAUUGCCUACACAGAUGGAUCCAAAAUAGACAACAAAGUUGGAUGCAGCGUGACUAUUCGGACUGGAACAGAUACCACUAGUGAAUGGCAAGGGCAUGUACGACCGGACAAUAGCGUAUUCCAAGCUGAACUGGCAGCAAUAAAACACAGCACAAGCUAUCUCCAAGCACGUACCAAGGUAAUUCAUAUUAUUACGGAUAGCCAAUCAUCAAUAUAUGCAAUAAAAUCUCCAACUAUCAGCUCUGCAUAG